UAUGUAAGUCCCGCAACCAAUAGUAAUAUUUAGCUCCUCUCAGUCGGUGUAUCGACCGUGGUGGCUGCGUAUCUUCUCGUUAAAAUCGAAGGUAGGUGCAACUCACUUGACUUUAAAAGAAAGCGCAGUAGCGAUUAACUUCAAAUUGAAUCAUGCAUGCUUCUGUCGUUCUUGUGUAUUUUGUGGUUGCUGUUACUGUUGUAAGUUGUAUUGCACAGAACAGAAGAUGGUGGAACUUUCCGAGGCCCAAACUGAACCUCCAAACCGUACACUGUGAUAUAGUUGAACAAUCUGGUCUAUGCCGAUGUUGCCCCAGCAAUCCAUGUGAUUAUGUAAAAUGCUUGAAUGGUGGACAAUGUGUAGGAGACGGUGUUUGCGAAUGUGUAUGUGGUUUCAAUGGACCAACGUGCAACAUAAGUCCAUGUGAUAAUGUAGAAUGCUUGAAUGGUGGACAAUGUGUAGGUGAAGGUGUUUGUAAUUGUAUAUCUGGUUUCAGUGGACCAACGUGUAACAUAAGUCCAUGUGAUAAUGUAGAAUGCUUGAAUGGUGGACAAUGUGUAGGUGAAGGUGUUUGUAAUUGUAUAUCUGGUUUUGGUGGAGCUAAUUGUGACAUGAGGGUCUGUAACGGGACAGAGUGUUAUAACGACGAUAGACAAGGAAUAUGUAUACUACCAAGAUGUAUCGCCAAUGUCACUGACUGUGGAGGUAAUAUAUGUGAUACAAAUAAUGACGAAGUCUGUGUUGGUGAUACUUGUGUUAUUGACAAAAGUCAAAAUUGUGGUAAAAUAUUAGAUCACGUACGUAUUGAUUGUGGCGCUUUGGGUGAUCCAUGUGGGGAGGGUAAAUUCUGUCCAAGUGGUUCUACUAAAUGUUUAAAUGACACGUGUCGUGUUGUGAUGACGUGUGGUGGACAGCCAUAUGGUAACACUUGCUCCAUAUUUGGUUCUACUGGCACUUGUUCAGAUGGCGUUUGUCUCGUACCAUGUGUUGAAGACAUAGAGUGUUUUGGUAGACCCUGCAUUGGUGGAUACUGUGCAUAUGUUAAAUGUGGAGAAUCAUUUUGUCAGGUGUAGUCAAGCUAGUUUAUGUUAUACUAUACCAAUGAACAGUGAACAACACUCUUUACCAUACUAAUAUAAUAGUAAAAUAUAUUGUAAUAAUUUAACCAUUUCUUUCAAAUAAUCGAAGCUAACAAUAUGUUCACCUUCACCAAGAAUUACAAUAUAUUCAUUCAAAGCAACUACAAUAUAUUAAAAUGUAACCUAGAUU
Molecule: messenger RNA, 1269 nt
Organism: Patella vulgata (common limpet)
Lineage: Eukaryota; Metazoa; Mollusca; Gastropoda; Patellidae
Product: sushi, nidogen and EGF-like domain-containing protein 1
Exons: 11
Coding region: 153-1073 (306 amino acids)
Source: RefSeq, a predicted model, not a curated record